AUGCAAGAUUUACUCUGGGGAAACCAUAGCUCUCUUACUGAGUUUAUUCUUUUAGGAUUCUCUCGUAACACAGAGAUAAACUUUAUUCUAUUCAGUGUCUUCCUCUUCCUCUACCUCAUCACCCUUCUGGGCAAUGGGCUCAUUAUCACCUUGAUACGCAUGGACUCACGCCUCCACACACCCAUGUACUUUUUCCUCAGUGUCCUAUCCAUUAUGGAUAUGGGCUACGUCACCACCACAGUGCCCCAGAUGCUGAUACACCUGGUUUGCAAGGAGAAGACCAUCUCCUACAUUGGAUGUGUGGCCCAGAUGUACAUAUUCCUGAUGCUAGGAAUCACGGAGUCUUGGCUUUUUGCAAUCAUGGCUUAUGACAGGUAUGUGGCCAUUUGCCAUCCCCUGAGGUAUAAAGUCAUUAUGAGCCCUUUGCUAUGUGGGUCAAUGGUGGCCUUCUGUGGAUUCUGGGGUAUCAGCUGUGCCCUGAUAUACACUGUCUCUGCUAUGAUUCUUCCCUAUUGUGGUCCUAAUGAGAUCAAUCACUUCUUCUGUGAAGUACCUGCAGUCUUGAAGCUGGCCUGUGCAGACACAUCUCUCAAUGAUCAGGUGGACUUCAUCUUGGGCUUCAUUCUUCUGUUGUUCCCACUCUCCCUCAUCAUCAUUGUCUACAUUAAUAUUUUUGCUGCCAUCUUGAGGAUUCGCUCAGCCCAAGGGCGGCUCAAGGCCUUUUCCACUUGUGCCUCCCACAUCACUGUUGUCACUAUGUUCUCUAUACCAUGUAUGGUUAUGUACAUGAGACCUGGUUCUGAGUCUUCCCCAGAAGAAGACAAGAAGUUGGCUCUAUUCUACAAUGUUAUCUCUGCCUUCCUUAACCCCAUCAUCUAUAGUCUUAGGAACAAAGAUGUGAAGAGGGCUUUCCUCAAGGUGACAGGCUGGGGCAAAGCACAAGAAUGA
Messenger RNA from Hyaena hyaena (striped hyena), 948 nucleotides. Its product is annotated as olfactory receptor 2A12-like. Gene Ontology annotation, cellular component: membrane. The transcript has a single exon. Bases 1 to 948 code for a protein of 315 amino acids. Lineage: Eukaryota; Metazoa; Chordata; Mammalia; Carnivora; Hyaenidae. The record is from RefSeq and is a predicted model, not a curated record. Gene Ontology annotation, molecular function: G protein-coupled receptor activity; olfactory receptor activity. Gene Ontology annotation, biological process: G protein-coupled receptor signaling pathway.